GUAUAACACCAUUUUAGUUUAUUGCAAGAGUACGUUCGAAGAGAAUUUUCAUUGAUUGCCAUUUUCUAACGUGAGCAAUGGCAUAUCUUCCUUCAGAACUUUUAUCGCAUCAGCAGAAAGUAUGCAGGUUGUACAAGCGCGCUGCGCGUUGCAUAGAGGAUUGGAUUCAUAAAACGCCUGAUCGUAGAUACGAAGCUGCAUUAUUGAGAGAGCGUUUUGACAAGAAUAAGGAUAUAAAGGAUUUCAAAUAUGCAAAGUAUCUACUGGAAGAAGGAGAGAAGGAGCUCUUCUCUAAGAUACAUUAUCAACCAAUAUCGUUCCCUGAUUCACCGACAGGAGUAGCAUAUGACCGAAAGAGUUAUGUUCCAGAUUAUGUCUUGGAUUAUUGGCAUCCUCUAGAAAAAGCUAUGUAUCCCAAAUACUUUGCGCGUCGUGAACAAAUGAAGGACGAGUACAUGAAGUGGUAUUUUGAAACCUAUCCUGAAGAAAAAAAGAAGAUUGAUGACCAUUAAGUCUGUAAUAUAUAUAUAACUCUUGUAGAUAAUAUUAUAAUAUAUAUUAUACAAAUCUAAAGAAUGUCAUAGAUCUUAUCUCAAAAUACUUUUAGCUGUAGUCAGAUUAGAAAGCAAGAUUGAAUUGAAAUUUAAUCAAUUAAAAUAAAGAAAAACAAUUUCAAAUGUAACAAAUUUUUAUUGGUUAAUUUAAUUUAAUCUCAAUUUCUAGUCUGAUCAUGGCUGGUUAUGAAGACGAGACCAAUUGUUUCAAAAUCCGUCAUAUAUAUGAACAAAUAUAUUUCAUUAUGUAUCGUGUUUAUUAUUUAAUUAGAAUACAUAGUAAGCA
This is a messenger RNA of Cyphomyrmex costatus, 840 nucleotides long. RefSeq names its product NADH dehydrogenase (ubiquinone) B22 subunit (gene ND-B22). The transcript has 2 exons. NCBI's taxonomy places the organism in Eukaryota, Metazoa, Arthropoda, Insecta, Hymenoptera, Formicidae. The coding region runs from base 78 to 512 and encodes 144 amino acids. Gene Ontology annotation, cellular component: respiratory chain complex I. The record is from RefSeq and is a predicted model, not a curated record. Gene Ontology annotation, biological process: mitochondrial electron transport, NADH to ubiquinone.